UAUUAGGUUUUUUUUUCUCGCUGACAAAGGCAAAUGAAGCCAUGUUUUUGCUUACAAACAAGUAACAUCCCUCACGCCUCGAUCCGGAGCCGUAGGCCGGUGCUACGCUCGACGGAGGCCGUUCUCUUCUUCCUCUGUAUUUACCACAUCUGGACCUUUUGGACCGGAAUACAAAAAUCAUCUUUAAGCAUUCACGCGGAUAUUUUUAUAAUUAUUACUACUACUACUAUUAUUAUCUAAAGAAAACUUCAUCUUCAAUUCUUAAAAACACAACGAGGACGCAGCGACGAAAUAUUGUUGAUUGCAGAAAAUGAGUUUCGGGGCGAGCUGGUGAACCAGCGGUGGACACGAGGCGAGAGGACCAGCAGCCGCUGUCAGGCCUCCCUGAGACUGCAGAGCCGUCGACCAAUCAUGAUGAGUGUAGAAAGUGAUGACAAGCGGACUCGCACUCGUUCUAAGGGAAUCAGAGUUCCCGUUGAGCUCAUUGGACAGGAGCUGAGCUGCCCCACACCUGGAUGCAAUGGCUCUGGCCAUAUCAGUGGGAGAUACUCACGACACAGAAGCAUUCUGGGCUGCCCCAUAGCCAGAAAGCGCCGCCUAGAGGAGGCAGAGGCAGAACAGGAACAGGAAACAGAGCGUCCAGCAUCCAAGAGGAAGUCCCAUCCCCUGAAACUGGCCCUGGACGAGGGCUUCAGCGCAGAAAGUGAUGCCAGUAGUGAGGCUGACGGCGAGGGCGAGAGGGAUGGAGAGAACGGAGGCCAGAACACGGAGAAUGAGGAUAUGGAUGCUGUUGCAGAGGAAGCGAGGAUGACCAUGGAAGACCUGAUACAUGAAGGACAGACGAAUAGAAAGGAAGAGGAGACACAGAGUCAACAUAACACGGAAGAGGAGAGGGAAGAAGAAACAAAUCAAAAGGACAUGUCUGCAUCCGAUGAAGAAGAAGAGUGUGUCAUCAUUGAGCCUCCAGUGACGCAGGAAUGUCAGUCUCCCUCUCAGAAUGCUGAAGAAGUGGCCAACUCUCUACUCCACCUCGGCCAAGUCCCUGCUACCAGCAACAACAAUGAUGGCCCAUCUGUGGCCGCCCUGCCACCUGUUGCUAUGGAGACUGAAGGGGAUGUCACGGUGGCUGCUGAACAGGGUGAAAAAGUAGAGGAGCAGAAUGGGGAUAUGGCAGAGACAGAGGAAGGCGUAGUCGGCAGAGGUCAUGACAUGGAAGAGGAGACUGAUGGAGUAGAGGAGGAUGACAGAGGAGAGCUUGACGGUCUCACCAAGGACGUCCACCAUGAUCCCAUACCAGAUGAAGAACAGGAGACAGCAGUGCCAGCACAGCAGAGAUUGAUCACUCCAGAAGAGGAGAAAGAUGCGGAGGUGAACCCCAAUGUGCCAACUGCUGUCCGCACCAUCACCAGCACCACAGCAGCUCAGGGAACACACAUUAAGACUGAAGACCACAGGGUCAGUCCUCUGGAGGACUACAGCUCACAUGAAGAUUAUAGUAUGACUAGAACCAGUCCACUCGACAGAAUUGACUCUCAUAAACUAAGCGCACUUCAAAACUACAAGGCCAGCCCUCUUUUAAAAUACAUCUCCCACAUGGUCAGUCCACUUGAGGACUACUCACCAAACACCAGAGGUGACAACUUUAAAAUUCACAAAAUCUCGCCCUCUAUCUCCCCUGAAAUUAUUGAGGUACAUUCCGACAAGUCAGAGGAGAAAGACUUUGACGACGUCGAUGGCGAUGAUGAGCGCGAUGACGAGGACAGCCUCUCACAGCGCUCCACAAUCACCGACGAGUCUGAGAUGUUCGACAUGACCCGAGGCAACCUGGGCCUCCUUGAGCAAGCCAUUGCCCUCAAAGCAGAGCAAGUGAAGCCGGCCGGGCCCAGGGAGCUGCUGGGUGUGCCCGAUAUCCAUCACCAGAGAUACUUCACCAUGGAAGACCGCCCCAAGCACCUUGAUGUCAUCAGAAAGAGCUACUUCAAAGAGAGUAGUAGGCCAGAGAAGAGAGAGAUCAAGUGUCCCACCCCAGGGUGUGACGGGACAGGUCAUGUGACCGGCCUUUACCCCCACCACCGUAGCCUGUCAGGCUGUCCUCACAAGGACAGGAUCCCCCCUGAAAUUCUGGCCAUGCAUGAGAAUGUGCUAAAGUGUCCAACUCCUGGCUGCACCGGUCAGGGCCAUGUUAACAGCAACCGUAACACACACCGCAGUCUUUCGGGAUGUCCCAUUGCGGCAGCGGAGAAGCUGUCCAAGAACCAUGACAAGCAGCUCUCUCAACCUGGCAGCGACCUCCUCAAAGGCAGCCCCAAUGACAGAGUGCUGAGGCCCAUGUGCUUCGUGAAACAGCUGGAGGUGCCCCAGUAUGGCUACAGGCCUAACGUGGCACCAACAACACCCCGAGCCAACCUGGCCAAGGAGCUGGAGAAGUAUUCCAAGGUGUCUUUUGAUUAUGCAAGCUUUGAUGCUCAAGUGUUCGGGAAGCGCAUGCUUGCGCCAAAGAUGCCUUCCAGCGAAACCUCACCCAAAGCCUUCAAAACUAAGCCCUCAUUCCCCAAGUCAUCAUCACCCACCCUCAGCCUCCAUGGUUACGGCAAACCCUCCUCCAUGGCCUAUGACUACUCCCACGAUGCUGAGGCCGCCCACAUGGCUGCUACCGCUAUCCUGAACCUGUCUACACGGUGUUGGGAGAAGCCUGAGAACCUCAGCACCAAACCGCAAACCAAGGAAAUGGAUAUAGAGGUAGAUGAGAAUGGUACUCUGGACCUAAGUAUGAAGAAGCCCAUCAAACGCGAAGGCAGCCUGUCUGGCACCAGCCCAGGGGUUCGGUCCCCAGACCCUUCCUCUUCCUCCUCAUCCUCUCUGCAUCACGGUGGAAGCAGCGGGAUGACAUCACCAAACCUACAGAGCUACAAGCAGGAGGAGUGGGAGGGGCCUCUGGAUUUCACCAAACACAACCGCCAAAGGGAGGAGGAAGUGGAUGAGAUGGAUCACGCCGGACAGUCAUACGUGUCAUCUGACCCAGAGGACAGUGACAUGAUGCAGGACUGUAUGGAGGAUAGGAAAUACCCUGGAGAAGUCACCACCCCAAGCUACAAGGUCAAGUUCCAGCCCAAGGACACCAAGAAGGAGCUGCUCUCAUGCCCGACACCUGGCUGUGAUGGCAGUGGCCACAUCACCGGGAACUAUGCAUCUCAUCGCAGUCUAUCUGGGUGUCCUCUCGCUGAUAAGAGCCUCCGGUCCCUCAUGGCGGCCCACACCCCUGAACUCAAAUGUCCCACCCCAGGAUGUGACGGCUCAGGUCAUAUCACAGGGAACUACGCCUCCCAUAGAAGUCUCUCUGGGUGCCCACGUGCCAAGAAAAGUGGAAUUAAAACUCCUACCAAGGACAACCAGGAGGACUCGGAGCUUUUAAAAUGCCCGGUGCCGGGCUGUGACAGCCUGGGCCACAUUAGUGGCAAGUACGCCACGCACCGUAGCGCCUACGGGUGCCCGCUGGCAGCCCGAAGGCAGAAGGAGGGGCUCCUUAAUGGAACACCUUUCAAUUGGAAGGCCUUCAAGACAGAGGGACCCACAUGUCCCACCCCAGGCUGUGAUGGCUCCGGACACGCUAACGGCAGCUUCCUCACACACCGCAGCCUCUCAGGAUGCCCCAGAGCUUUGUAUGCCAAGAAAAAGGCCAAGUUUCCUACAGAGGACUAUCUCAGCACCAAGUUCAGAGCCAGUGAUGUUCUCGACAGCGAUGAGGACAUCAAGCAGCUCAACAAAGAGAUUAAUGACCUCAAUGAGUCCAACAACGAAAUGGAAGCCGACAUGGUCAACCUGCAGACUCAGAUCACCUCAAUGGAAAAGAACCUGAAGAACAUAGAGCAUGAGAACAAGAUGAUCGAGGAGCAGAAUGAGGCUCUGUUCAUGGAGCUGUCUGGGCUUAGUCGGGCCCUGAUCCGCAGCCUGGCCAACAUACGCCUGCCACACAUGCAGGAGCCCAUCACGGAGCAGAACUUCGACAGCUACGUGAGCACCCUGACCGACAUGUACACCAACAAAGACUGCUUCCAGAGCCCUGAGAACAAGGCCCUGCUGGAGAGCAUCAACAAAGCUGUGAAGGGCAUCAAAGUCUGAAACACACAGAAGAGUGAAGCUGUCCUAAAAAAGCAUGACCGAGUCGCAGGGAUGUUGAAAUACAUAUACAUGUAAUUCAAAAACAACAAAAAGGGAAUUCAGGUUAUUUUAAUACACAACCCAGGGAGCAAUCUGUGAGAAGAAAAGUGACGCGGACCAAAACCCCCAUCAUGCUGCUUCUGGGAUCAGUGAGGAUGUAUGAAGAAGAAAGAAGUGGAUGGAAAAGAAGACUAAGGCGACUACAUCUGAGGCGUUCAGUAUGCUGUAUGUUUACUCAUGUCUCCUGUGUGUCCUGGGACGUGUUUGAGGACAAUGUCGCUGUUGCCCAGAUGAUUCGAUUUUGUUUUUCUUAUCGCUUGAAACAUGGAGGAUGGCGCACUUGGACAAGAAGAGGAAGACACAGGAGGAGCCGAGCAUUAGUUCUGUAGCAUUCACUGUGGCAAGUGUGUGUGUGUGUGCGUUCACCAGCUCUUAACGGCCCUGCGACCACACACACAUACACACACACACACACACACACACACACACACACACGCACCCCAGCAAUAUGAAGCAUGCACUAAAUGGAAUGUGUUUGCUUUGCGGUACUAGUGGAGCAAAGGAGUCAACUGCGCAAUGUUUUGUGAACACAGUCUAAAGUGGCGAGUUCAUCCAGGACCAGCAGAGGUUGUGUUCAUUCUUCACGCGGCAACCUGAUGGAUUCCAUGUUUGAAAACGCAGCAGAUUAAACGUUUUGUUUGUUUUUGUUUGUUUGAACAGACAGGCACCUCGUCAUCGUGUGCACACGUGAGUCAGUCAUAUCAAUAGUAUUUAUAUCCACAUAGGAAUUGCACUUCAUUUCAAAGAAUAGUUUUGUGGUACAAUAAUUAUUGUUAUAUAUGAAUUAUUUAAAUUUGUGAGCAUUUAAAUUGUAACUUAUUGACAUUUAUGUUAUUGAGGUUUAUUUAUUUGAAGCAAUUUAUUUAUUGACUUUGUAACACACACACACACACACACACACAAAAAAUGCAUCUUUACUGAUUAAUAUGGAAGCAAUUCACAUGUUGAGAAUCUAUAUUGUUAACCGUAUUUUCCUUUUUGAGUACUUUUUAAAACAAAUGUUUUAUAACAGAAAAAAUUGGGGGGAUAUUUUCUGCAAUUGCUCUUGUUUUUUGUUUUUUGUUUUUCUCUUUUCAAGAUUCAAGAUUCAAGAUUCAAGAGAGUUUUAUUGUCAUGUGCAUGGUAAAACAGCAGUUUGGUUACCGGUAACGUUGAAAAACUCACUACUGAAAAAAGUAAGAAAAUAUGUAUUUAUUAUUUAUUUAAUAUGAAAGAAAUUGACUGAUGGCUGUAUAUUUAUUUUGUUAUUUAUGUGCGUGAUGUGACGACGAUGAGUCUGAGUAGUCUUAAAGAUCCACUGCUAAUAUUUAAAUAAAGAAAGAGGAUCAGCACAGAUAUUGUUUGAUGACUUAGGCCAACAUGCGUAGUCAUACCAGCAGCUGAUUGGAAAGACUGAAAGCAAUCACUGUUGCGUUGCUACAUCUGUUCUCUGUAUUGUUUAAACCAGCUCACGUUUGCUCUGUGGCAGAAAACCAAGGAAAUUCAACAAAAAAGUGACCUCCCCCAAGCGUAGUGUAGCGGCCAACAUGGCUCACCCAAAACCUCUGUAAUGUAUCACACAUGCAUUUCUUUCAUUUGUAUGUAUUUGCUUAUUUUCGGCCCGAUGACACAGUACGUCCAUGGAGCUGGACUGUUCCGUUGGCUUUCAAACACACACAUGCGUCCACAAAGCAAACUGUAGGAUGGCCUCCGUUUGACAAAAACACACACCCUUGUAGCCUUACUGUAGAAAUUUAAUUUUUUGAUGCACAAAGUGCCACUAAAAACAAAGGAAAAAAAAACUCUCUUUAUUUCCUGAUUCUUGGCAUUUCUGCAAUGUUCCAAUGUCUGGUCCCGGGAAGACCACAGCAUCAAGAGAGUGGUGAUUGUUUCAGAUGCCUUUAUUUCUCUGCCAAGAUGGCCAUAAGUACACUAUAUAUUCAUUCUGUAUAAAUAGAUUUUAAAGAUACUAUAUAUAAGAAUAUAAACAUACAUAUAUUUUUCCAGUGUAAUUGUGGACUUGCUCUUCUACUCCUUAUCAAAGCAUCACUAGCUGUCUAGAAGGGAUGCGAGGGCUGUUAUCAAUAGGAGGCAGUUACACUAAGACCUGCUCAACUGUGGCUUUAAACAGAAGGCAAGUAGGCAAUGUUAAUGCUACAUCCACUGCUUUACUUUAUUUGUCUGUCCUUAAUCCAGAGAUGUGUCGAAAAACAUGAAUCAGAGAUCCCUACUAGGUGGUUGGCUCUUUAUUUGUAAGUGUCAUGUGAGUUACCGUACAGUUAAUAAGAAAAAAGUGUGAAAAAACAAAACAAAAACGAUGAUGGCUCUGAAUAAUGUUCUGCACAUAGUGUUUGGCUACGUUGUGCAGUUAUUGUAUUGUUACCGCUCACCACCAGCUGGUCCUCUUCACUCCUGAAACAAGCAAGUAGGAGACUUGGAAGUGUAAACCUGCCUUUGAGUGGUCUGUCACAGCUACUGUGGUGUACAGUAUGAUCCCCGUGUGUAACUCUGAUGUCCAAGGCAUGUUGUCUGUGUGCUUGUCGCCAAUGUAUAAAUGAAACUCCGGUGUGCACUUUCUUAAAAAACGUUGAAAAUGCCAGCAUAAGGAGCGUCCUCCUUGAUUCUGUGGCCUGUGCUGUCAGAAACAUCGCAGAAAGCAAAAGUCCCCCCUCCCCCAACCCAAAAAAAAACAAAAAAACAACAACAACAACAAAAGAGAUUGGCAGCUAACAGGUCAGCAGUCGGCCGAAUCCUCGGGCACUAAGCAAGAAGGCCGAGUGUGUGUGGGAGUGGGACAUUGAUUUGCCAGUCUACACAAGCUCCCUCUUGGAAGUGUUUGUUGCAUAAAUAUGUGUCCAUCACUCCAAAGAAUGUCAAAACCUUUUUUGAGUCCUCCUCCCAUGCCCCCCCGCCUCCCCCGCUCCCCUUCUCCUCACGUCUUGUAUAACCUUUCCUCAGGAAAGCAUUUGGUUAACAAAGUAGCAUAUUCUGUCUCUCUUGAAAUGCACGAGAACACUAUCCAAGACUGUGAAUAUUCUCCUAACUUAUUUGAUAUGGCAUGACCCCUUUUAAACCGAAAAUGAUGAAAAUGUCUAGCGAGGUAUGUAAAUGAUUAUCUGAGGCCGUAAAAGCGUAACAUUUUGGGAAAAUGUCAGAUGAGUUACGAGCGGUAGCCUAAGGGUGAUGCUUCUGUGCCCACACUGUGUUUUCUUAUUUACAUAAAAUUGCCCAGUGAUGGAGUCAGGAGCUGCAUUAUUAUUAUUAUUAUUAUUAUUAUUGUUCUCAAUGUGGGAAAAGUCCCUUUAAAAACAUCGCUAUCAGGGCCCAGUAUUUCCCAUAUGGAAUUUAUUUGACACCAUGCCACGUUCAGGGAAACCAGCCCGCACCAAAAUCCAGCAGUGAAGUUAAAAAGGAAAUAAAAGGGCGCACGUUUGCAUUCUGGUUUGAUGUGUGUCAAUUUCCAUCAAGCUGACUAAAACCAAAAGACACCCCCACCUCCAACGCUGUAGUUUCAAGCUGUGUGGUCUUAUCAUGUGUGCCUUUCUCAUGCCACUCAUUCAAAAAAAAAAAAAAAAAAAAGAUGCUAUGUUUACACUGCUUCAAAAACAGUUUGAACUGGAGAGGAGGUACGACUAAGACGAGUUUGGGGAAAUAAGUCUCUUUUUCUAAAAGAGAUACAAACAGGCAACAAAGAAACUGUGAUCUCAUUCAGUUGAUUCAGGUACCAAACUGCAUGGACAGUCUCUGUGAAGGAAAAAACAAAAAAAUACCCCCCGACCCCCUAGAUACUGCAUCAGUGUGCAGGGCAUUAUUUUGAAAGUCUCUGUACAUAUUUGUCUUAAGAGCAAACAGUGUUCUAGUUGUUGUAUUGAAGACUAUUUGAAAAUGGUUUUAAAAACAAAAGAAAAUGCAUCCACAGCCAAGGCUCGUCCCGCUAGCGCAUUUUUACAGAGAUGAGCUAUUUUUACUGCUGAUUUUCUAGGCAUUGAUAUUGAUAUCCUUUUAAAUAAGUGCAAAACUUCCAAACUUACAAUCACUUCCACAAUGAUAGAUUGUAUGGUAUUUUUUGUUACUUUUGUAGAUGUGGUUGUUCCUUUGCUACUGCACCAUUUUGUAAAGUGGGACAGGCCUUGGCUGUGUGUCCUCGGGUCUUUUUUCUUUAUUGUUUCAACAAUAUGAUUGCCUUUUAUUUUGGAAAGUAAGACGCUGUAGUUUGGCCGAAUUUGUGACUGUGUGUUUGUGUACUCGUGUACAUGUUCCCCUGUUCCUGUGUCAGUGUUCUAACCCAGAGAAGUGAUGUCAGUUAUCGUGGGCGUAUGAAUCCUUUUAAAUGUUCUCUAUGAAACACGCAAAUAAAGAAUCAUAGACAAGG
Molecule: messenger RNA, 8569 nt
Organism: Dunckerocampus dactyliophorus (ringed pipefish)
Lineage: Eukaryota; Metazoa; Chordata; Actinopteri; Syngnathiformes; Syngnathidae
Product: myelin transcription factor 1-like
Exons: 23
Coding region: 412-4119 (1235 amino acids)
Biological process (GO): regulation of transcription by RNA polymerase II
Cellular component (GO): nucleus
Molecular function (GO): zinc ion binding; RNA polymerase II cis-regulatory region sequence-specific DNA binding; DNA-binding transcription factor activity, RNA polymerase II-specific
Source: RefSeq, a predicted model, not a curated record